AUGAGACGCCGAGGUGAUGGCGUCGAUUCGGGUACCGGAAGCAAGCGGCUUGGCGAGCACCAUGACGGUAGCUUUGGAACUUAUAUGUCACAUAAAAUACAAAAGCUUCGAGGACAGAAUGAACGCCUGGCGUCGUCAGGUGCUAGUACGUCUAGCAGCAAGCAAACCGACAUCUUCAGAGAUGUCCAUGUAUACGUGGACGGGUAUACAGUUCCGAGCAAGGAAGAUAUCCGGCAGCUAAUGUUGCUACACGGUGGUGGCUUUGAACACUAUGACACAAAUCGAGUGACGCAUGUUAUCGCAACACAUUUACCGGCGUCGAAAUUGCGGCAACUUCAGAAGGCAAAGAAACCAUUACCGGUUGUUCAUCCCGACUGGAUUCUACAAAGCAUUGAACAGAAGAAACUGCUUCCAGUGCAGUCAUUUUUGUACACAGGAUUUACUGACCCAACGCAAAGCAGUGUCCAUACGUUCACGGCAUCAAAUGAUCAGACAAUUUCUCCAGCCAACGAAAUAAAUCAUGAUGCAUCUCAGCAUUCUAUAGAUGACGAAUCAGAUGUGUCGAUCCACCAGCCAUCAAGAACGAUAAAUCUUUCGGAUUCAGGCGUUAAGUCGCGUACGAAUUCUACACGAGAUGGUCCAGACUUUGUCCGGCACUUUUUUGCCAAAUCGCGAUUACACCACAUUGGCACAUGGAAAGCUACAUUUCAGCAGCAAGCAGCCUCGUUCCAAGCUAAAUACAAAGGUGAACGUAUUACAAGAGCACCCUUAUUGUCCAAUGAUCGCAUCAUAUUACAUGUGGAUAUGGAUUGUUUCUUCGUUGCAGUUGCACAAAGAGGGAGGCCCGAAUUGAACAACGUCCCGGUGGCUGUGGCACACUCUGAGACUGCAGGUUCAUCGGAAAUCUCAUCGUGCAAUUACUUGGCCCGUGCGAAAGGAGUUUGUGCAGGCAUGUACAUGCACACUGCAAAAGAAAAGUGUCCCGACUUAAUUGUUCUGCCGUACGAAUUUGACGCAAUUCAGUGCGUAUCAUUCCAGAUCUAUAAUAUUUUUUUCUCCCAUACGCCAUAUGUACAAGCCGUUAGCUGUGAUGAAGCAUUCCUUGAGUUUGGAAGCGAAACGAAUGGGUUAGAGAAAGCAGAAACGAUUCGAAAAGAAAUCUUUGAGCAGACAGAAUGUAUUGCAAGUGUCGGUGUCUCUUACAAUGUCCUUUUAGCAAAAUUGUCGUCAAAGAAAGCAAAACCAAAUGGAAUUUUUCGAAUUCUUGACUCGAAUCAAGCACAAGAGCUCGUCUUGUCAUUAAAAGUUGGCGAUUUACCCGGAGUUGGUCGCAAGACAAAUGCAAAGCUAGAAGCGCUUGGAGUUGAUACCGUGACACAUUUAGCGCAGAUGACGAAAAGUCAACUUGUGCAAUCACUUGGUAAAGCGUCGGGAGAAAUGCUGUAUGAUUUUGCGCGAGGGAUCGAUUUGCGUCCAGUGUCGAUGGAAUCCAACAGUAUGCGUAAAAGUGUGUCUGCAGUCGUUAAUUUCGGCAUUCGGUUUGAAAAAUGGCAAGAUGCGACGACUUUUCUAAUGUCCCUUGGCGAAGAACUAAGCUACCGACUUCGAAGCUUAAGGGUGCGAACUCAAUGUCUAACUCUGCUGAUCAAAAAACGUUCCGAAGGCGCUCCGAUCGAGCCGUCGAAGUUUAUGGGUCACGGAAUUUGCGAUAAUUUCUCGAAAAGCCACGUUCUAGCACAAGCAACUGACGACCAAGUCGUGAUUGGUAAAAUUUGUAUCGAGCUUCUACGGGAAUUUAAUUUUCCGUGUGAAGAACUUCGAGGAGUGGGUGUACAGGCUACAAAGUUGAUCUCCGAUGCCCCAAGUAGUAAACAGCAGGGCGGACAGCUUAUCAAAGCAUGGCUGGACGAUUCUGCACAACGACCAGCAAAUUACGCAUCGUCUAAUAGUGCACCAACAAUGACUGGGAGACUUUCAGGCUUCAGUACUGAAGAGAAUGCCAAUAGGAAUACAACUACGGAUGAGUUGGCAGUGACAACUUUCUCACAAAUUGACAAAGAAGUGCUAGACGAGUUACCUGAAUCGGUACAACAUGAGAUUUUAGCGUCUUACGGACGAUGUGCGCCGUCCAAUGCUACUCAUCAGGCACGAGUAAAACGUCCAGCUAACGGAAAAGCUCCAUUACGUCGCAGACAUCCGGCAAGAAACAUUUUUAGCUCCAAGUCUAACAACCAACUUGCUCGUUGUGCUCGUUACUCGGGCGGCGAAGACAAGGGAAAAGAAGACGCGUUGGAUGACAUCCGAAUGUCACAAAUCGAUUCGGAAGUCUACCACUCACUUCCUUUGACAAUCCGAAGAGAAAUCGAUCGAUAUGCGAAAAAGCGUAGACCCACUUCCACAGUUGCUCCUCUCCCGAGGACCGAUGUUGUUUCAAAUAGCAGUCCCGAUAGAGUAAUGGUGAAUACGCCGACACCUGAUGUACUACCGCCGAUUGAAGUAUUGUUUUCUAAUCUUGUUGAGAGUCUGCAAAUGAUUACUCUCGCAGGGAGCAAAUCUUCUGUCAACAUCGAUCCAGCGCGUUCGGCUGCAUUCGAUGCAAUUUACUCGCGCAUCUUAGUCGAGGUAGAAAAUCGAGCUCUGGACAGAGUCUUGCGAAUGCUCCGUUUUGUUCGUCGUAAAUCUAGUACUGUGAACUCAGCGGAACUUGCUGAAGUAUUAAAGCAUGGCUUUAAUCAGGUUCUGGACCUUGUGACCCAGGAUAUCAAACGAUUAUUUAAUGGAGUUCUGCUGCCACACCUAGUUGAACCGCUUUGA
Molecule: messenger RNA, 2814 nt
Organism: Plasmopara halstedii
Lineage: Eukaryota; Oomycota; Peronosporomycetes; Peronosporales; Peronosporaceae
Product: dna repair protein rev1
Exons: 2
Coding region: 1-2814 (937 amino acids)
Biological process (GO): error-free translesion synthesis; error-prone translesion synthesis
Cellular component (GO): nucleus
Molecular function (GO): damaged DNA binding; DNA-directed DNA polymerase activity; deoxycytidyl transferase activity
Source: RefSeq, a predicted model, not a curated record